Dichomitus squalens LYAD-421 SS1 is the source of this 678-nucleotide messenger RNA. RefSeq names its product magnesium-dependent phosphatase-1. The transcript has 8 exons. Gene Ontology annotation, molecular function: acid phosphatase activity. The coding region runs from base 1 to 585 and encodes 194 amino acids. The record is from RefSeq and is a predicted model, not a curated record. NCBI's taxonomy places the organism in Eukaryota, Fungi, Basidiomycota, Agaricomycetes, Polyporales, Polyporaceae.
AUGACCAGUAGACUCCCAAAGCUCAUCGCGUUCGACUUAGACUACACUCUCUGGGAUUUAUGGAUAGACACCCAUAUCGAUCCUCCUAUUCGCCGUCCGGGUGAUGCGGUAAACGAGCUCCGAGACAGGUACAACCACAGGAUAGCGUUCUAUCGGGACGUGGGCGGAAUCCUGCAUCGGCUGCGCGAGGGCGGGGUCACGAUAGCGGCGGCGUCCAGGACGCAUGCUCCCGAUCUUGCUAGGCAGGCGUUGGGCCUGCUGCUCGUUCCGCCGCCGCCGGGACACAAGGGAGAGGCGCCGACUCCCGCGAUCCAGUUCUUCGACCAGCUCGAGAUCUAUCCUGGCUCCAAGAUCAUGCACUUCAAGGAGCUGCAUAAGAAGACCGGGCUUCCAUACUCGGAAAUGCUGUUCUUCGAUGACGAGCACAGGAACAAGGAGGUCGAGUCUCUGGGAGUCACAUUCUGUCUCGUUCCGAGCGGCGUGAACGACCGCUCGUUCGAGCAGGGGCUGGCUGAGUGGCGGCGGCGGCAUCCGGUCGAGGUCACAGAAGAUGCACCUGGAGGUGAUGCCGCAGGCCUCGAGUAGACUCUUGCUGUGGUGGGGCAUACUCGUCUUGCGGGUGUACUCACUGCAGCGAAGUCCAUAUGACAUGUUCGAGACGCAACUGUGUGGCACCAC